Messenger RNA from Chaetura pelagica (chimney swift), 1466 nucleotides. It is a transcript of the gene GPBP1, whose product is annotated as GC-rich promoter binding protein 1. The coding region runs from base 1 to 1431 and encodes 476 amino acids. The record is from RefSeq and is a predicted model, not a curated record. Gene Ontology annotation, biological process: DNA-templated transcription; positive regulation of DNA-templated transcription. Gene Ontology annotation, cellular component: nucleus. Gene Ontology annotation, molecular function: RNA binding; DNA binding. The transcript is spliced from 10 exons. Lineage: Eukaryota; Metazoa; Chordata; Aves; Apodiformes; Apodidae.
AUGGCGCACCAUGACUUUGCUCCAGCCUGGCUUAAUUUUCCUACUCUUCCAUCAUCAACAAAAAUAAUCACUUUUGCUUCUUUACAGUCAACACUGAACUUCGAGAAACAUUCUGAAAAUUUUUCGUGGACAGAGAAUUGUUAUGAAGCAAAUUGCAGAAGACGCAACUCUACAGAUGGGUUUGAUCCUGGAUGGUCUAAUGGAGGGCAUUUUGGGAGAAAAGAGAAGCAUGGCUGGCGUUCACAAGGCAGAAAUGGUACAGAAAAUAUAAACCAUUGUGGAGGAUGCCAUGGAGGAGGUUACUGCACUCGUACCAGCGCUUUCCACUGGGGAAAAGACCGAGGACUGCAUGAAAACAUUGUUCCUGAUGAUGAAGCUGGGAAAAAGGAAGACAAAGAAAUAUCCAAACAGUUUAAGGCUGAGGAUUUUCCAUCUUUGAACCCUAAAUAUGAGAAAGAACCAAACCAGAAUAAAUCUUUCGCUGCAGGUGUGUGGGAUUACCCUUUGAAUCCUAAAUCCAGGUCUCCAAGAAUGCUGGUCUUUAAAAAGAGCAGUACAAAAGAACUGCAAAUAACCAGAUUUCCAGUAGUAGGAAGUCUUAAUUCACAGCCAGUAAGGAAAGGAACUGGCACAAGUUUUUAUAAAGGAUCAGGCCCUAAACCUGUCACUCCACCCACAAAGCCUACACAGUGGAAACGCGAAGCAAAGGAAAACAACCUUGGGAAUCCAUUUCCUCAUGAAUCUGCAUAUGGUAUUGCCAAUUUGAGGCAUUUCAAAUCAGCUGCUAAGGCAUUUACGAUAUCACAAAAUUCAGUGGAAGAGUGUGCUCGGUCAAAUUCUUCAUCUCCUGUUGACAAAGUUGGUCAGCCUAAUGUAACAAAAUUGACAAGAUUGCGCACUGAUAAGAAGAGUGAAUUUUUGAAAGCAUUGAAACAAGACAGAGUGGAAGAGGAAGAUGAAGACAAGUAUGCUGGGCAAGAUAAGAAUGAUGAGUCCUUUAACUUGAAUAACAGCAACAGUCCUCAUCAUGAGCGAGAUAUAAACCAAAACUUUGAAAGUGAAGUUCUACAGGAGAAUGGCAAUACUUCAGUUACAUCUCAACAGAUCAUUCCAUCUUCAGCCUUCCCUCAGGCAGAUGUUCUUUCAAGCUCACUUGAGGCAGAGCUUAGGUUGCUAAAGGAAAUGGGCUGGCAGGAAUAUAGUGAAAAUGAUGAAGCAUGUGCUCCACUAACAGAGGAUGAGAUGAGAGAGUUCAGAGUCAUUAGAGAACAGUUACAAAAAAAUGGCCUUCGGAAAACUAGCAUUUUGAAAAAUGGCCUCAUUUGUGGUUUUAAAUUUAGCCCCUGGAAAAACAGCACUUUCAGACCUGCUCUGGAGAAGGAGGAUUCUGAGACGAGCAGCAGUGAUACAUCAGAUGAUGAUGAUGUGUGAAGACUUCUGAAACAUCUAUUGGAGACUAUUUUGAU